AUGCACGCUUUGAGACGCUUGCCGUUUAAUUUAGAGGCCGUUUGUAAGGAAUUGUCAAUUGUAAGAUCAAUAUCGACUAUUAACGAUAUAAAUUUCACCGAUGAAACCAAUUUAAAAUCAUGGAAAGAAAUUCCUGGACCAUCCUCUCUGCCUAUUAUUGGCCAGAUACUGCACUUCUUACCAGGAGGUAUGUUACAUAAUCACAAUGAAUUACAAGAGAUAUUGUAUAAGAACUUCGGACCAAUCGUUAAGCUUGACGGAGUUUUGGGAUCGUCGCCACUAAUAUUGCUAUUUGACCCGGAAGCAGCAUUUCGUAUAUUCCGAAAUGAAAACUGGGCUCCUGCACGGCCUGGAUUUCAAUCUUUGGAAUAUUUUAAAAAACAUCACAGCAAAAAAAAAUACGCAGUCUUUAAUGAAUCUACAGGUCUGUUGACGGAGCAUGGAGAAACAUGGCGCAAAUUCAGAUCAGUUGUGAACCCAGCCUUACUACAGCCAAAAUCGAUCAAGCUGUAUAGAGAUAUUUUAACUGAAGUGGCAGAAGAUAUGGUGAAAAGAAUGAAAUCACAGCGCAAUGAAAAAAAUAUGAUCGAUGGUAAAUUUGACAUGGAAAUGAACUUGUGGGCAUUGGAGUCUGUUGGCGUGGUAGCGCUUGGCGGACGGCUUAACUGUUUUAAUCCUAACCUCACGGAAGAUUCUCCUGUGAAAAAGCUAAUACAAGUUGUACAUGACGUCAUGAUCAAUGCACAAAAACUUGACUUCCAGCCAAGUCUUUGGAGAUACAUAUCGACUCCAACGUUUAAGAAAACAAUGAAACAUUAUGAAGAUCAAAUUCAGUUAAAUGAAUAUUUCAUAAGCAAAGCAAUAGAAAAUCUUAAGAAUAGGAAAGAUUCACCAAAUGAAGAAAAAGGUGUGCUUGAAAAAUUACUUGAAAUAGAUCAUAAAGUUGCAGUAAUAAUGGCAAGCGAUAUGCUGUUCGCUGGUAUCGAUACGACUGCCCAUUCAGUCAUAGCAACGUUAUUUCUUCUUGCGAAAAAUCCGGAGAAACAAAACAAAUUACGAGAAGAGAUAAUGUCAAAGCAAGAAAAACAGCCAUAUCUUAAAGGUUGUAUUAAAGAAGCUAUGAGAUUAUUGCCAGUAGUUAGUGGAAAUUUAAGACAAAUAACAAAAGAAUACAAUGUUUUGGGCUACAAAAUACCGAAAGAUAUGUUUGUGGUAGUUGGUAAUCAGUAUAUGUCAUUAAUGGAGCAAUAUUUCCCGCAACCGUCCGAGUUUAUACCAGAGAGGUGGAUAGUUGAUAAAGAUGAUCCCCUGUAUUAUGGGAACGCACACCCCUUCGCUUAUCGUCCAUUUGGGUUUGGUGUGCGAAGUUGCAUAGGUCGACGCAUUGCUGAACUUGAAAUGGAAACAUUCGUCUCGAAAGUUAUCGAGAGUUUUCAUUUGGAAUGGUUUGGACCAUCUUUGAAGGCUCGCCCCGCUACUAUUAAUUAUUUAAUAGGACCUUACAAUUUUAUAUUUAAGGAUGUUUAAUAAUAAAAGAGAAGGGUUAUGUGUACAAGUUAAAA
Molecule: messenger RNA, 1562 nt
Organism: Nymphalis io (European peacock)
Lineage: Eukaryota; Metazoa; Arthropoda; Insecta; Lepidoptera; Nymphalidae
Product: cytochrome P450 CYP12A2-like
Exons: 10
Coding region: 1-1527 (508 amino acids)
Molecular function (GO): oxidoreductase activity, acting on paired donors, with incorporation or reduction of molecular oxygen; iron ion binding; heme binding
Source: RefSeq, a predicted model, not a curated record